Molecule: messenger RNA, 901 nt
Organism: Macroventuria anomochaeta
Lineage: Eukaryota; Fungi; Ascomycota; Dothideomycetes; Pleosporales; Didymellaceae
Product: NAD(P)-binding protein
Exons: 5
Coding region: 1-690 (229 amino acids)
Source: RefSeq, a predicted model, not a curated record
AUGCCUAGUUGGACAGGCACAUCUGAUACCAACGCCACGGAGCAUCCUCGAACGUUCAAAGAAAAGGUCGUCACCGUUGCUGGUGCAAGCCGGGGCGUCGGUUUGGCCACUGCAAAGUACGUGCUUGCAAGGGGGGCCUUCGUACUGAUAUCCAGUUCCUCAGCUGCAAACAUUGCAAAAGCCCGAGCAGAAAUUCCUGAGAUUCCAAAUUGCGAGGAUCGCGUCCUGAAUUUUAUUUGCGAUAUCACCAAGCUCGAGCAGGUGGAGGCAUGGAUCUGGGAGACGGUGAAGCGAUUUGGUCGGAUUGACUGCUGUGCCAAUUUAUCUGCCCUAGAGCACUGGCGGGACGUUGUCGAUGUCAACAUGACGGGCAUGUUCCAUCUUCUCCGGGAACAGCUCAAAGUAGUGUCUGAUAAAUAUGCGUCUUUCGGACAAGGCGCGUACAUAGCCUCUAAACAUGGCCUCAUGGGUCUUAUCAAGGUUGCCGCAUUUGGGGCCGCGUCAAAGGGCAUUCGUGUGAACGCGAUUAAUCCAGGGAUCCGCACCGAAAUGCUUGCAAAACCCUUCAUCCAACCCGAUGGGAGUAAAUUCAUCUCAAGUGGGGAGAUGCUACCUCAGCUGUUCCGUCGGCUGGCGGAGCCAGAAGAGAUUAUCAGCGCGAUUUGCUACUUUCUGAGUGACGACGGCUAGUUCGUGACUAAGACGAUCUGGGACAUUGACGGCGGAUUCAUUAAGUCUGAUUAUACUGCGUAAUCUGUCGGUCUUCAGAGAAGAGCAUCAAGGUGGGCAAUGAUGCGAGUGUCUGAUUAUGCACGUGGUUCAACGAAACAAAAGUAGCGAGGUAGUCUGCGAAAACUUACAAUCUAGGUCCCUAAACCUUCCAAGGGUUGAGAGUGUUGAU